GAGAGGUUGCUUCUUGGAAGUGUCCUGCGGUCGAAAAUUAGUAGCUACCUCAGGGUACUCUGCCUCGUCUGUUAAAGUGAAACCUCCCUUUACCCCGGCUGUUCCGGCAGUUUCAUUGUUGAGCAACGUUUCACUACCUAUAUCAAUUGUUUACUUCACCCUUCCGCCACUCCUCACGUUAUUCCCAUCAAGGCCAAGCAACCCAGGUCAAAUUCAAGUUCCACCUUCGAUAACUCAGCACUCGGAAGUAGCAAGGAUGUCAACACCCCGGGUAUUCAUUAUCAGACAUGGCGAGACCGCAUGGUCUAUUGAUGGCCGUCACACUGGCUCGACUGACAUCCCGUUGACAGCGAAUGGCGAGAAGCGCGUCAAGGCGACGGGGAAAGCGCUUAUAGGUGAUGACCGCCUGAUUGUUCCCAAGAAGCUGGCCCAUAUAUACGUAUCUCCCCGAAAAAGAGCCCAGCGUACCUUUGAGCUUCUAAAUCUCGGUACUAAAGGUCCGCUUCCAUGGAAACGUCAUGGCGAGUGCGAAUCCAAGCCAGUUCCAUGCGAUGCCGAGGUUGAAGUCACCGAGGACAUCCGCGAGUGGGAUUAUGGUGAAUACGAAGGUAUCACUAGUCCGCAAAUCAGGGAGAAGAGAAAGCAACAAGGCCUUGAACCCAAUUGGGACAUUUGGAGGGAUGGGUGCCCUGGAGGAGAGAGUCCCGCAGAUGUCAACGAGCGCUGCGAUCGUCUCAUCAAAGAUAUUCGGGAGAGGUUUCACGCUCCCGCGCUCAAUAAGCCCAAGGGAGAUCCUGAUGCGGAACGCGCCGAUGUGUUGAUUGUUGCCCAUGGACACAUCCUUCGUGCGUUUGCACAGCGAUGGACUGGGCUGUCUCUGCACGAGGGACCUUCGUUUUUGCUGGAAGCUGGCGGUGUCGGUACCUUAAGCUAUGAGCAUCACAAUAUCAAUGAGCCUGCUAUUAUUUUGGGCAGUGCUUUCCAUGUUGAUCUUGAGGAUGAUGCGAAGCUAGAUAAGCUGGAGAAUAUGUAAAUUAUUCUUAAACUUCGGGAAUGGUAACGAGGGAUGGAUGCCAGACGUUCUCGGU
Molecule: messenger RNA, 1088 nt
Organism: Neurospora hispaniola
Lineage: Eukaryota; Fungi; Ascomycota; Sordariomycetes; Sordariales; Sordariaceae
Product: histidine phosphatase superfamily
Exons: 5
Coding region: 257-1033 (258 amino acids)
Biological process (GO): ribose phosphate biosynthetic process
Molecular function (GO): sedoheptulose-bisphosphatase activity
Source: RefSeq, a predicted model, not a curated record